Messenger RNA from Selaginella moellendorffii, 830 nucleotides. Its product is annotated as probable CDP-diacylglycerol--inositol 3-phosphatidyltransferase 2. Bases 78 to 761 code for a protein of 227 amino acids. Lineage: Eukaryota; Viridiplantae; Streptophyta; Lycopodiopsida; Selaginellales; Selaginellaceae. Gene Ontology annotation, molecular function: CDP-diacylglycerol-inositol 3-phosphatidyltransferase activity. The record is from RefSeq and is a predicted model, not a curated record. Gene Ontology annotation, biological process: phosphatidylinositol biosynthetic process. Gene Ontology annotation, cellular component: membrane; Golgi apparatus. The transcript is spliced from 9 exons.
ACAAAAUUCAUAUGGAGUGCUCCCGACUUUUUGGAUCCUUGCUUCUCAAGAAACCAAUAGUUAGCUAGGGUUUAGGUAUGGCUGCUUCAGCUACAUCGAGGCCCUGGCCGAUCUAUCUCUACGUUCCCAAUCUCAUUGGGUACGCGAGAAUCCUCAUAAACAUCACGGCUUUUGCGAUAUGCUUUAGCCACAAGGCUCUUUUCGUGGCGCUCUACUUCUUUAGUUUCGUUUGCGAUUAUUUCGAUGGACGCUUUGCCCAAUUGCUGAAUCAAAGGUCGACAUUUGGAGCUGUUCUCGACAUGGUCACGGAUAGGGUCAGCACUGCAGCACUUCUCGUCAUCCUUUCGCAUCUCUUCUCGAACGCAUAUCUCCUGUUUGUGGGGCUUCUCGCCCUCGACAUCUCCAGCCACUGGCUCCAGAUGUACAGUACGUUUCUCUCCAACAAAACCAGCCACAAGGACGUGAACGAUAGCAAGAGCCUUCUUCUUCGACUCUACUAUCAGUACCGAGCUGUGAUGGGCUACUGCGCUAUCGGCGCAGAGGUUCUAUACCUCGUCUUGUAUCUCUUGGGAGAUGGCUCCAAGGAUCUCACAGAGGUGGUGCUCACGGCUGCUGCCGAGAAAUCAGUGUUGUUCUACGUGGGACUAUUUGCAUUUCCCGGCUGCGUGAUCAAGCAGAUAGUAAAUCUCGUCCAGAUGAAAAGCGCGGCAGAUUUGUGUGUGGUGCAUGACUUGCAAAAGCCGCAGCAAAAAUCCAGCUAGAAAUCGGUGGUUUUUCGACGAAGUAUAGCGAGUUUUUAAAUCUAAGAAGCCCGCCCUAUGGAUAGAUUU